AUGUCCUCCGCAAUUCCCCUCGACCGCCUCCUCUCCCGCCUCGACCAAACCCUCCUCUCCUCCACCCCGGAGACCGACCACCGACUACAAACCUCCCAAUACGAACGCAAUCGCGUCGGCGCCAACAUCGAACAUGCACGCGCCAUGCUCCUCACACUGGAGAAACAAUCAGCCACCAUCCGCACACAUCCUCAAAAAUCACAGAUUCAAGCGGAUUUACAGGCGAAACGGGAUUUGAUCAAAAGACUAAAUACACGACUACGGGAGUUGAAUGAUGCGGGAGAGAAAGAGGACGAUGAUGAUAGUGACGACGAGGAGGGCGAGGACAUUUUACAUUCGUACGCGCCGGCAAGGAAGGAGUUGAACGAUGGGUUGGAUUCUGGAGAGCCGCAAGCGUCGCGGGUGGAUGAGUCGGCGAAACAGGAAUUGCGAGCGAGAAGACCAUUGCAAGCGAGUGACAAUUUGACCGCAGCGUCGACGUCGGCACGAGAGCAACUAUUCGCGGGAAAGACGGUGGACAAUGAGACGAAAGAGACGGAAGUUCUAAUGUCACAUAAUCGAACGGAGCAGGAAGCUCUCACCACGGGCCUUCUGGGUCUCGCAAGAGCCCUGAAAGAGAGCUCAUUGAACUUCUCGAGUUCUUUGGAGGAGGAGAAGGCUGUAUUGGCGAGGGCGGAGGGAGGAUUGGAUAAGAGUGCUCAGGGGAUGGACGCGGCGGGUCAGAAGAUGAGUAUGUUGAGGAAGAUGAGUGAGGGACAAGGCUGGUGGGGACGGAUCAAGUUAUACGCGUUCAUCUUUGGGUUGUGGGUGGCGUGUUUUCUGAUUGUGUUUGUCGGACCGAAGUUGAGGUUUUGA
Messenger RNA from Zymoseptoria tritici IPO323, 855 nucleotides. RefSeq lists its product as uncharacterized. Gene Ontology annotation, molecular function: SNAP receptor activity. The record is from RefSeq and is a predicted model, not a curated record. Gene Ontology annotation, cellular component: SNARE complex; endoplasmic reticulum. The transcript has a single exon. Lineage: Eukaryota; Fungi; Ascomycota; Dothideomycetes; Mycosphaerellales; Mycosphaerellaceae. The coding region runs from base 1 to 855 and encodes 284 amino acids. Gene Ontology annotation, biological process: retrograde vesicle-mediated transport, Golgi to endoplasmic reticulum.